CCCGGUGAGACAGGAUGAGCACGGCCGCCAGCCCCGAGCCCCUGCCCGAGCCCCCCGCCCCGGGGCCGCGCUGUGCCCCCCAGGAGGAGCCCGAGUUCCUGCGGGCGCGGGGCGGGGCCGGGGACCUGCGCCAGGACUUCAACCUGAUGGAGCAGAAGAAGCGGGUGACGAUGAUCCUGCAGAGCCCGUCCUUCCGGGAGGAGCUGGAGAGCCUGAUCCAGGAGCAGAUGAAGAAGGGGAACAACUCGUCACACGUGUGGGCGCUGCGGCAGAUUGCCGACUUCAUGGCCACCACGUCCCCUGCCACCCUGCCCACCUCGCCCAUGGGGCUGGCGUCGGUCACCCCUAUCAAUGACCUGCAUGGGACAGAGGGGCCGGCCCUGGCCAAGGGCGAGCGGCUGAUGCGCUGCAAGGUGGGCAGCAUCCACCGGCUGCUGGACCUGUACGGCUGGGCACAGCUGGGACACGCUGCUGUCACCCUGCGGGUCAGCAAGGAGCAGGAGCACUUCUUGGUGGCCCCGCAGGGGCUGGCGUGCAGCGAGGUGACAGCGGCCAGCCUGGUGAAGGUGAACGUGCUGGGGGCCGUGGUGGAGCAGGGCAGCACCGGCUUCGCCCCCGACGCCCGCAGCUUCAGCCUCCACGCCGCCAUCUACGCGGCGCGCCCCGACAUCCGCUGCAUCGUGCGGCUGCACACCCCAGCCGCGGCUGCCGUCUCGGCCAUGCGCUGCGGGCUCCUGCCCAUCUCCCGCGCCGCCCUUCUCCUGGGGGACGUCGCCUACUUCGAUUUCCGCGGGGAGGUGGAGGACGAGGCGGACCGCGUGGAGCUCCAGAAGUGCCUCGGGCCCACCUGCAAGAUCCUGGUGCUGCGGAACCACGGCGUGCUGGCGCUGGGCGACACGGCCGAGGAGGCUUUCUACAGCAUCUUCCACCUGCAGGCGGCCUGCGAGGUGCAGGUGUCGGCGCUGGCCAGCGCGGGCGGCGCGCAGAACCUGAUCGUGCUGGAGCGGGCGCCGCAGCCGCAGCGCGGCCCGCAGGGGCUGAGCGCCGUGCGCCGCGCCGGGGCCGCCUUCGGGCCGCUGCACAAGAGCCGCCUGGGCGAGCACGAGUUCGAGGCGCUCAUGAGGAUGCUGGACAACCUGGGCUACCGCACGGGCUACACGUACCGCUACCCGUUCGUGCAGGAGAAGAGCAAGCCCAAGAGCGACGUGCUGAUCCCCGCCACUGUCACGGCCUUCGUGUUCGAGGAGGAGCCGGCCGGGACCCCCGCCCUGCGCCAGCACGCCCACAAGCAGCAGAAGGAGAAGACGCGGUGGCUCAACACGCCCAACACCUACACCCGCGUCAGCCUGGCCGAGGAGCAGGGCGGCGCCGGUGCCCAGAGGACAAAGACCACGUGGCUGCGGGCAGACGAGGUGGAGAAGGGCAGCAGCGGGACCCCGAUCCGCAUCGAGAACCCCAACCAGUUUGUGCCGCUCUACACGGACCCGCAGGAGGUGCUGGAGAUGCGCAACAAGAUCCGCGAGCAAAACCGCCAGGACGUGAAAUCAGCCGGGCCCCAGUCGCAGCUGCUGGCCAGCGUCAUCGCCGAGACCAGCCGCAGCCCCUCCACCGAGAGCCACCUGGGGGACGCAGAGGCCAAGGAGGGCGGGCAGGAGGCUCCCCCCGAGCCGGAGCCCCCCAACCCCUUCAGCCAGCUGACGGACCAGGAGCUGGAGGAGUACAAGCAGGAGGUGGAGAGGAAGAAGCGCCUGCAGGGCGAGAAGGACGCGGCCGCGGAGGACAGCGGGGCUCCCCCCCUAGAGCCACCCCCGCCGGAGCCCCCGGCGCCCCCGGCGCCCACGGAGGGUGACAAGAAGGCCGAUGGUGGCCAAGCCCCCCCUGAUUCCACUGCCAAGAAGGAGCCACCGGUGGCGGUGAACGGGAAGGACGAGGAGCAAAGCACCGAGGAGAACCUUGGCAAAGGGGGGACAGACCGGACAACCACCAACGCCGACCAGGACACCCCCAAGGAGAAGGAGACAGUGACCAGCAACCCCGUGUCCCCCGACGGUUCGCCCUCCAAAUCACCCUCCAAAAAGAAGAAGAAAUUCCGGACCCCGUCCUUCCUGAAAAAAGGCAAAAAGAAGGAAAAGAUCGAAUCCUGAGUGUCCCUGGGGCCCGCCGAGACCCGGGAA
Molecule: messenger RNA, 2174 nt
Organism: Melozone crissalis (California towhee)
Lineage: Eukaryota; Metazoa; Chordata; Aves; Passeriformes; Passerellidae
Gene: ADD2
Product: adducin 2
Exons: 15
Coding region: 15-2144 (709 amino acids)
Biological process (GO): barbed-end actin filament capping
Cellular component (GO): cytoskeleton; plasma membrane; postsynaptic density
Molecular function (GO): actin filament binding
Source: RefSeq, a predicted model, not a curated record